GUGUGACAUUAAUUUUAAAGUUGUUACGGAUGGGUGGGGCUGGGGGGCAUCCUUAAAGUCAAUUUAAGUGCUUGGGGGUCACCAGCUUAGAAUAUGAAUUUUCAGCUUUUGAACAUAAAGAAAUUCCAGUGUAAAUUUCCCUAUGUCUCAUAGCAUGUCUGGCAGGACAUCUGCUAGGCAGGUGCUUCUGAGAAGUAACUAAACUUAGCAGACGUUGGAAUGUGGAACUGAAGACGUCUUUCUCCUAACAGCUGCGUUGCUUUUAACGCAAGCCACAUGAGUAUGUCUGUGCUAGUCUCUACUAAGCAACUAUAUUAAACAACUAUUCCUAAAAUACAUCAGUCUAUGAGUAGCCUUUUAAUACUGGUUAAUCAUGUAUCAGGUUUAUGUCCUUGUAUUGAAAUGGAAAGUCUGGACCAGCGGUUCAUCAAGCAGAUAAGUCUCGUAUUCCUAUUACGCCAGUUGCCCCAGCUAAAAUCGGUUACGGGACACGUAACUCUGAACGGUGCUUUUGGUGGCACUGAUCUAGGCAUACUGAAAUCUCAAAUCAUUUUCAUUUUAUGUUUUCAUUGCAGUUCAAUAAGAUCAUUUAACUAGCUUGUCGCCAUGUAUAAAAAAAAUCUCUUAUGGGAUCAAUAAAGUUAAAUCAUAUCUGUGAACACUGUUUGCUAUACUUUACAACUGUGUUAGCGUAUUUAUUAAAACACCAAAUCAUUUGACUAAUAAUAAAGGAAUACAGAAACUCUACAAAAAAAAACUCCCACUCGCGCGAUAAGGGGACCGGAAGCCCGCGCGCAUGGAGUUCAUUGGCGAGAGGCGGACCUCUACUUGCGCGCUGUCACGUGACUUCCGCUGGAUUUUUUUCCUGCCUCUUAUCAGUGUGGGUGUAGGUAAAUCUGGGAAGUCUAACUUCCAAUAAAACAUUAAAGCCACUAAACUUUUUCCGGAGACACCACACCACUUUAAAUGUGAUUCGUAGUGUAUGUUUAUAACUAAGUUGAUACGAAGGAUGGCAUUCCUGAGCUCCGCUGCUCAAAAACAGCAUUUGAUUUGGGAAACAGACCAGCUGGUUGCCUUCCUACACCCUGAACCCUGGACUCCAGGAGCUGCUGUCCUGACUCGGAGAUCCCCCAGUGGACCCAGCAGUAUUUUUCACUUGGCAGAGACAGAGUUUCUGUCUAUGUUACUGGGGGCACGGAUGGUGGCGGCCCUCCUUUGUGAGCGUCUUUCGGUGCAACGCUGUGCGCUGGUAUUCAAACCCGAGCCGGAGCGGCCGGCUCACAUCCGCGUGCUGCCCUUGCAUGGGCUGGAUCCCAGCUGGAGGCCCCACUUGGCCGAGGAGGAGGACUUCCAGCCUCACGAUCCUGGUUACUGUACCUCCAAAUGUGGGCCACGCUGGAAGGAUGCAGAACUGGAGGAGAUCCGGGGCAAAAUUCGGGCCAACCUCCCAACUCCUGACGCGCCUCCAAACUACAGCUUCCUGGGCGAUCCCUCUCACGACGGCCUCUUCUCCCGCAUCGUGCGCGGAGAGGAGCAGCAGUGGCGGGUCUGGGAGGAUGGGAGCCACGUGGCCUUCCUCACACCAUUCCCGAGCGCGCCAGGCUUCACAGUCCUGGUGCCUCGCCGGCCACUGACCAGCGACAUCUUCCGCCUGGAUGAAGAUGACUACCGAGCUUUGGUUCUGGCCACACGCAAGGUGGCUCUGCUGCUCGAGGAGGGGUUGGGGGCCUGUGGGGUCGCACUCAUCUUUGAGGGCUUUGAGAUUGACUAUGCUCAUGCCAAGCUCAUUCCCCUACUCAGUCCACCUGAUGGGUCUGUACCCAGAUCUGCACCUGAGUACUGCCCCACCUACCCCGGAUAUGUCACAUCAGUUGAUGGCCCUGCAGCCAGCAUGGAGAUCCUUAGAGAUCUCCAUCUAAAAAUAACCCAGACAUAGCUGCAUAUAAUAAUUCAUUUUGAAUUAAACAGUUUGUUGUUAUAAUUGUAUUCAGUGUCAUUGUGAGCCUAGAGCCUUUUCCAGCAUACAUAGAACAUAUGGCACAAGGCAGGCUGAUUGGGAAGAAUAAUUUAAUCUUAUAAUUGAAAAUAAUAAUCUUUUUUUUUUUUUUUAAUGCUUUCUACCCUUGGUCUCACAGUUGUAUGCACACCACUCACCAGAAAAUCAAUAGCAACCUCAAGAAUGACUUUUAUUUGUUGUUUGUUAUAUUUGUUUAGAAGUCUGACUCCUGCUCCAGUUCUCUCUAGAUGGGGACGGUAACGUAUUAUGGUUAGAACUCCAAGCAUAGAAUGUGUGGAUAUGGGGUUCCGGGCUCAGGUUCAAUGCAGAGAAUCUGGGUGCCGGACUGAGUUGAUUAUCAUGAAGUUACAAAACUAGUAUAAAAUAUUUCCUGCGUUGAUCUGGGACUAAACUGAAGAGGUUAUGGUGGUGGAGAACUAGCGCUGAUAUACCUGAUUGGUUUCAGUGGAAUAUUCUGUUCUAUGGACCAAAUCAUUGCUGUCUGUGUUAUUAACCUUAAGGCAGGGGUCGACAAGCCUGAUCCUGGAGUGCCAGGAUACUGCAGGUUUUCCUUCCUACCUGAUCUCAGGGGAAUAGUCACUCAUCAGGUAGGAUGGAAGACCUGGAUACUGGUCCUACAGGUUCCGGGUUGCCUACCCCUGCUAUAAGGUUUUACUUUUAUACAAUACUGUUGUUUUGGGUUUAAUUGAAAAUAUUUUGCUUGAUUGAGGAGCUGCUUAAAACCAAACAUCCCGCAUUUGCAGAGAUCCACUCACUUUUGAAAUAAAUAGUAUAAUGUUAAGUGUUUUUAUUUUUUAUUUUUUGUUUUUUUACCCUGAAUUAAUUAAUCUAAUUGCUUAUUAAAUUCCUGGAGCUUUCUUCAACUUGCUACUCUGUCUACAUUAAGCGGGAAUUAUUUUCUUCUACCGCCCCCUAGUGGUGCAGCCUGCAUUGAAAUUCUGUGAACUGCAGAAUCUUUUGAGGUUGCAAUCCAUUCGGCACUUGUAUAUUUUAUAUAUUACUCAUUGUUUACACUGCUCCUGCACUAUGUUAAUUAAGAGCAAAUAUGUGUAUUCAUGUUUCACAGAUGGGUUAUAGAUUGAAUGUAUUCAUUUUUGAUUUUCUGGAUAAAAUUUUUUGCUAAAUGAAUAAAGUAUGACCUGUGAUUAACAGCAGAUUAUUCUGGCAGGUCUGGUCUGAUUGCUGAUAAAAUUUUUGGACAGUUUUUGACAGAGCAUUAAGUUUUCCAGAAGGCUAAAAACUUUUGAAAAUUCCUUUGACAUUUUAACUCUGUGGAAGUACAUGUUGGUAAUUCUCAGAAGGCAAAUCAAACCGUUUAAUACCAUAAAGGAAAACUUCAUAUUAUUUCUAUUAAUAACGCGUAUUCAACUUCUACAAUAAAAGACUCAUGAGAUGUAUAUCAUUCAUUUUUAUUUGACAAUGUUGUACUGAAAUCAGUGUCAAAUCAUUAACACAUUCUUUCCAGAACUGCUUUUCACAUUGAAUUCACUAUUAUAAUUAGCAUAGUUAUUUUAAUUCAAAAUUUUAGUUGCCUAGUUCUUCUGUUUGAACUACUUGAGUCAAUCACUUAGGGGUUGAUUCACAUUUCACACGGCUCACAGUCCUAAAUUACAAAUAUCUUACUUUUAGAUUCUGACACAGAAAUAGUACGUAUGGCAAUAUGGUACAUUAUCAAUUUUUAUAGAUAAUUUUCUAGAAGUGUCUGUUUACUUCACAUAAAUAGUAAAUUGACAUACUACUACUUUUAUCACUUGUCUUAAUAUCUUUUGAGGUUUAGAAAAGCUAAUUAUACGAAUCGGGAUACCCAGUGACUGAUCCGAGGCUCUGAUAAUUAACUAGGUACCGCCUCAGUGUUUGAGGGUAAAGGCACUGCAGCCUUGUUUAAAUCUGUAUAAAGCAGUCAGAUGUUGCUUUUAUUAGUUUGGGCCGUUUGCUAAAAUUGGAAUUAUUAAAUUGCUAAAAUAUUUUUUAUUUUAAAAUUCAGCCCUGAUUUCUCUGCAUGCAUAUUUUCAAAUAACACGUUCAUUAAAAUAUGUAUCAUAUUAUAAUUAAAAUUACAAUUUCAGAGAAAUAUUCUGCUUCUGUACUAGUCCUGAUGGACUGAAUUAUUAAACCAUGAAAAUUUGUUAAAAAAAUAAAUAAAAUUCAGAAUCUGAAGAAA
Molecule: messenger RNA, 4178 nt
Organism: Brienomyrus brachyistius
Lineage: Eukaryota; Metazoa; Chordata; Actinopteri; Osteoglossiformes; Mormyridae
Exons: 2
Coding region: 983-1936 (317 amino acids)
Molecular function (GO): catalytic activity
Source: RefSeq, a predicted model, not a curated record